AUGACAGACUUUCUCCAGGCUCUUGACCCAGCGAAGCUGUUACUCGCAGAGACAGCGCUGGCUUUCAUAAUUAGUCCUUUUACUGUCCCAGCAUACAAUUUGCCCAUCUUCCUCUUUGGUUCGUAUGUGCAGGAGAGUAGCGACGCGGCACAGUCACUGAGCUUGUUUACGGGCUUGUUAUCGUUUUCGAUAUUCUAUGACGUACUGUGGAUGAUCAAGAAUGAACAAGGUGGAUUCCUUAGGUUCCUUACUGUCAUCCUUUUACUUUUGAAGAUACCAACCACUGGUGCCUUUUUGCUUGUCGUGAGUCAACGCGGGGGACAGUUCCCUGGCCUCGGAACUGAUAUCCAUGGUCCUACGGUUUGGUCUAUGCCUGGAGGUUUCACCUCCGGAGGUCGCGAUGGAUACCAGACGGUGGAUGACGACACCCCGCGUGCACCCUCGAAAGUUAGCUCUGUUCCAGCACCACAGCCUGUCAACCAAUCUGGCGCAUAUCAGUCUGUUUGA
Molecule: messenger RNA, 507 nt
Organism: Suillus bovinus
Lineage: Eukaryota; Fungi; Basidiomycota; Agaricomycetes; Boletales; Suillaceae
Exons: 5
Coding region: 1-507 (168 amino acids)
Source: RefSeq, a predicted model, not a curated record